CAAGGCGGGGACCUGGCCCCCUCCCUUCCAUAGAAAUAACUCUGGCUGCUCCCCAGCCAGGCCCUCAUUGCGCCUUCCUACCACCCGGGGCAGUGUCUGGGCCCUCGUCUCCCCCCCCCUCCACCCAUCCCUACACAUCACCACCACCACUACCACCACCAUCACCGGCCCCACCGCCGGUCCCACUACCUCCGGCCCGGGACACCCAGCCAGGCGGAGGAGACACCGAGCCUAGAGACAUGGGCGUCCGAGGAGCCUUCCACCUUCUGCUCGUGUGCCUGAGCCCAGCACUGCUGUCUGCUGUGCGGAUCAACGGGGAUGGCCAGGAGAUCCUGUACCUCGCAGAAGGUGAUAAUGUAAGACUGGGUUGCCCCUACAUCCUGGACCCUGAGGAUUACGGUCCCAGUGGGCUGGACAUCGAGUGGAUGCAGGUCAAUGCAGACCCUGCACAUCGGGAGAAUGUGUUCCUCAGCUACCAGGACAAGAGAAUCAACCACGGCAACCUCCCCCACCUGCAGCAGAGGGUUCGCUUUGCAGCCUCAGACCCCAGCCAGUACGAUGCCUCCAUCAACCUCAUGAACCUGCAGGUCGCCGACACGGCCACCUACGAGUGCCGGGUGAAGAAGACCACAAUGGCCACCCGGAAGGUCAUUGUCACCGUUCAAGCUCGGCCCGCAGUGCCCAUGUGCUGGUCUGAGGGCCACAUGGCGUAUGGCAACGACGUGGUGCUGAAGUGCUUCGCCAGUGGGGGCACCCCACCCCUCUCCUACAAGUGGGCCAAGAUCAGCGGACAGACCCAUCCCUACCGGGCGGGAUCCUACCACUCGCAGCACACGUUCCAGUCGGAGCUGUCCUAUCAGGAGUCCUUCCACAGCUCCAUCAAUCAAGUUUCAGGUGUGUUUAAUGGCGAUCUGGUGCUGAAGGACAUCUCCAAGGAGGACGACGGGCUGUACCAGUGCACGGUGGCCAACCACGUGGGCUACAGCGUGUGCGUGGUGGAGAUGAAGGGCUCAGACUCCCGGCGUGCGGGCAUGAUCGUCGGCGCGGUGCUGGGCUCCCUGCUCCUGCUGGGCUGCCUGCUGCUGGCCAUCUGGGCGCUCACCUGCUGCUGCUGCGGGGGAGCCGGCGGGGCCCGCAGCGCCUUCGGCUACGGCAACCGCAGCGGGGCCUGCGGAGGGGCCUGCGGAGACUUGUCCAAUGAGAUCAGAGAGGACGCCGUGGCGCCCGGGUGCCAGGCCCGCGGGCGCGGCAGCCGCGUCGCCCACCUGCUGGGGUACCCGCCGCAGACCCGCCGCUCCCAGCGCCGGUGCGCGCCCCCGCCCUGCGGCCCCGAGGACGUGGCGCUGGCUUCCCGCGCCGCCGCCUGCGAGGCGGGCCCCGCCCCGGUCUACAUCAAGGUCACCGGCGCCCAGGCCGAGGACUGCGCCCGGGGGCCGCGGCCGGGCAAGGACGGCCUGGUGGUGUGAGCGCCGCCCCCGGGGCCCCCGGGGCUGCGGAGGCGGACGGAAGGCAUUCUUCUCGGGACACGAGCGGGGAGGCAGAGCCUGCUCCCCAGAGUGGGAGGUGGGACGGGAGGUAAAGGCUCCUCGGACCUCUCACACCCCCUGGCCGUAGCGCUCUGGGAGGAAGAGGAGAGAGCGUGCCUGAGGGGUUGGGGCCGAGGCCGGGAAUCCCGGCCGAAGCCGAGGGCCCGGGGCCGGGCGGGUGGGUUCUGGACCGGAUGGUUCGGGGUGAGAUCCGGGCUCUGAGCGGCAGUGUUAGCGCAAUAAAGACCGAGGACGA
Molecule: messenger RNA, 1782 nt
Organism: Pipistrellus kuhlii (Kuhl's pipistrelle)
Lineage: Eukaryota; Metazoa; Chordata; Mammalia; Chiroptera; Vespertilionidae
Gene: VSIG8
Product: V-set and immunoglobulin domain containing 8
Exons: 7
Coding region: 240-1466 (408 amino acids)
Cellular component (GO): intracellular anatomical structure
Source: RefSeq, a predicted model, not a curated record